CUUUUCUACCUAAGGAACCCCGGCUACAAGCAAAGAGGAAAUCUUAAGCAAUUCAUUGGUGUUCUAUCCUUCAUUCUGACUGUCAUAUUGAGUUGAUUGCCCUUUACUGCCAACGCCUGAUAUCGACCAUACACCUAGCUUUCUCUCCUUUAGCUUUGCAAUAAUCGAUAAACUUCGUUCUAUCGUCGAACGCGAGCAUAUAAACAUUCUGUACUGCCCUAGACAAAUUUGUCCCGAGCAUAGACGGGUCCAGAGAACCCUGCCAGCCAGUUGGCGCACACUAACGCCUUUUCGCUAACUUCAUAACCGCAAAUAUUGCAACUACAAAUGGCGUCUCCUUCGGUAUCCAACCUGUGCCUUGACUGUGGCGCUGUCGACUUCUCAACGACGCCUAGCCGCGAUGAGUUACAGGUUCUCCGGGAGAUCGGACCAAGCUCCGCACUGUCACCCACCGGCACGUGUGAGCUAUGCGAUAUUAUGAACUGGAUGCUUGACGCACCCCCUAAUGGAAUUGCUCGGGACAAUCUCUCUCUAAUUCGAAGUACAUCAUUUGAGGCAGGAAAGGGGGAAGGAUACGACUACCGUCAGCCAGAUAGAUGGCCUCACGGCUUCAUAAAAAUUGCCAGGCCGUCAGACAUCGUAGAGCACUGGGGCCGACCAUAUCAUGAUAUCUCGGAUAUCCCACGAUUUGCGACAUUUACCGAUUCACCCAACCCGGACAGAUUCAAGAAGAAACGGUGGGCUUAUUGCAUGCCUGGCACUGUUAACCCCGGUCGCCUGGAUUGUACCGCGAUUCACUCGUGGCUGCAGUAUUGCAGUCGGAGCCAUGACCACUGCAAACCAUCAAGCCAUCCUGAAUUGCCUAUUCGAGUAAUCGAUUGUAUGAUGGACAAAGUUGUGCAAGCCCCGAAGAAUUCUCAUUAUACCACACUGAGUUACGUGUGGGGGACAUCGCCGGAUGACUCCGAAGUCUCGGAUGGAGGUUCUUUGAUCAACCUGCCUGUUACGAUCCGCGAUGCAUUGAGCCUGACGAUUGCGCUUGGAUAUCGAUACAUCUGGAUUGACCGAUACUGCAUCGACCAGAAAAAUCCCGCAGAGAAGCUUGCGCAGAUUCAACAAAUGGGCGACAUCUAUCAAGCCAGUUCCCUCACAAUCUUUGCUGCAUGCGGAACCGGCCCUCGACAUGGACUACCAGGAGUGGGCGAAACGCCAAGGCAAAUCCAGAUCAAGAGAGAGAUAUACGGUCGAGAGAUGGUAGGCCUUCUAGAUCAUCCUCGAAAAUUAAUUCGAGGCUCUGUGUGGAUGCAAAGAGGCUGGACCUAUCAAGAAGCUAUGCUCUCGAGGCGUCGAUUGUUCCUAACCGAUCAGCAGGCGUAUUUCGAAUGCCGCCACGACUUUGUGCGGGACGAGAUAUAUGGGUUGGGCGAACCCCUGUAUUCUGGCGAUAGUGGACUAGGCCUAAGGAUGGCACCAGGCGCCCCGAAUCAGUCGAUGUUUAAAGACAUGACCUUUGAGUGGUCCACCAGCACACAGAUCUUCCGCUACAUCUCUGACUACUCCAGGAGGCAGCUUACUUUUGAGAGCGACCGCCUCUUUGCUCUCCUGGGAGUCUUAAACGUCGUUUCGGAGCUCAAAUAUCCAGUGUUCCAUCUUCAGGGGAUUCCGAUCAUCACCUCAACUCCAGCACCGAGAAAUUGCUGGGGCCCUCAGGUCCCCCGCCCCGUAUGGUCCAUCACCACCGCUUUCAUGGUUGGCAUGACUUGGAAUGUAGAGGCUGGUAUGCGAAGAAAUCAAGAAUUCCCUUCCUGGUCUUGGAUUUCUUGGGCCGGAGCGGUUAGUUGGGGCGGAAACGGCCACUCAGAGCCUCGAAUCGAUGGAAUCACCGAUACUUCUGCCCUUUUCAGUGGCUCUGUCUGGAUUGAGGAUUCCAGCGGCCGCAUCAGAGGGUUAGAAACGUACAGAGAUGAGGGCAACACCCUUGGAUUGAGCUUGCCUCGAAUUAUCCACGUUGAAUCAGAGACGUACGAGGUAAACCUGAUUCACCUCAGCAAUUCUUUGGAAGGGUGUUAUACGUUUGGAGACAAUCAUUACAGAUACCACGAAUCUGGGCAACGCCUCUGCGCAAUACCUGCAGGAGAUUGGGCAACCUGGGAAGCGGAUUCAACCAUCAGAUCUUACAUUUCUUUCAACUCCUUCGACGUUGGGACAACCCUGGCCAUGGCCAAAUCAUACAAAGUACUUGUCGUACUUUGCGGGUCACAGGAACGGCAAAUGAUGGGAGGAUUCGGCGCUACAGAAGGGAAAGUUUUGCGUAUGUCUGGAGAAAAUUAUGAAGUGAUUGGGCACAUAUCUCUUUCUGUACAUUCUGUCUACUUCAAGCCUUCUGAAACAAGUGGGAUUGACGUGUCGCGGGUUACUCGGGAUAUGGUACUACCAAAGAUGAAAAGGGAACGGGUUUGCAUAGUGUAACUUCUAGGACAUUGAUAGCUACACACGCGGCGUCCUGGUCUCGGGUUCGAG
Messenger RNA from Trematosphaeria pertusa, 2520 nucleotides. RefSeq names its product HET-domain-containing protein. The record is from RefSeq and is a predicted model, not a curated record. Bases 328 to 2469 code for a protein of 713 amino acids. Lineage: Eukaryota; Fungi; Ascomycota; Dothideomycetes; Pleosporales; Trematosphaeriaceae. The transcript is spliced from 2 exons.